Molecule: messenger RNA, 2112 nt
Organism: Salvia hispanica
Lineage: Eukaryota; Viridiplantae; Streptophyta; Magnoliopsida; Lamiales; Lamiaceae
Source: RefSeq, a predicted model, not a curated record
AAUGGUUGUACUGGGAGUUUUAGAAGAGGAGAGAGAGGUUAUAGCUGCCUGGAAUGUACGUCUUUUUUCCAACUACAUGAAGACUGUGCAGAGGCGCCGAGGAAGAUCAGACACGCAAUGCACCCUCAACACACACUCACUCAACAAUUCUCUUUCCCUUGGUAUUGGCAUACGCGCUGCUCUAUCUGCACGUUGGAAGUUGGACUUUAAAAGCAUCGUGUACAGAUGCACGGGCGCAAAAUGCACGUUCAUGGCACAUGUCAGAUGCGCGCAGGGCAGCGACAUGAUGUAUGCAGCUGAAGAAGAUGUGGAGCAGCAGAGGAGCAGCAGCAUCAUCCAUCAUCCGAGUCACCCUGAGCAUCAACUCUUGUUUCUGAAGAGAAGUUGUUCAUUCCAGUGCGAUGCUUGUGGCACCACAGGCGCCAAAGGGAGUUCCUACACAUGCACCACACCUGCAUGUGAGUAUUGGAUCCAUCAGAGAUGUGCUUCUUUGCCUCAGAAUAUCCAAAGGGAAGAUCACAACCACUCCCUCUCUCUCUCUUAUCAUGUCCCUCCUCAAUAUCUCAGAUAUGACUACCGUUGUGAAGUGUGCAGAAAAAGAUUAAUAUCCAAACUUUGGAUAUAUCAUUGCGAGCUUUGCAGCUAUGUUGUCCAUCUCGCCUGCACUUUCAACAAAACACUUGCCAUCACUAGAGAGAAAGGGAUUAUGGAGUUUCCAAUAAAUGAUGUGGCUGUGGGAGAGGACCUAAUUGGAGCUUUUCUAAGGAGACAAGGAGUUGAUGCACAUACACUCAUUCCUCAUCAAGAUGAUGUUGAUUAUGAGUUCCACCAUCACAAACUCACAUUAGUCUCCUCCUCAUCAUCAUCAUUUCAAGAACAAGAAGAAGAAAAUAGUGAUGAUGAUGAUGACGAGGAAGACAACUCUUGUAGAAAAUCGGAGUUAAUAUGCAAUGGGUGCAUUACUCCAAUAUUUCUUAAACAAACAUCAUUUUCAUCUUCUUCUUCGUCUUGUUUAAGUACUACUAGUAGUAGUAGUAGUAAAGAUUACUACUACAUGAGAUGUAGCAUGAGAUCAUGCAAAUACUAUCUCCACUUGGCGUGCUUCCACAUGCCAUGUCAGCUCUCCUCUCUUCCUCUCCUCCACAAACAUGAGAAUGAGAAUAAUCACAGCCUUGUCCUUCAAUCCGGUGACAAUCGUAAACCAUGGAAUAGGCAACAAUGCAGCGUCUGCUAUAAAGAGACGAAUGGUCUGUUUUAUAGUUGCACAAAAUGUAAAGACUUCAAAGUAGAUAUAAAGUGCGCUUCAAUGCCGGACACCAUAUAUCACGCAGCUCACCCUCCACACCGCCUCAACCUGCUCUCCAGAGAAGAUACUUGGAGGCGAGAUGGCGAUACAUGUGAUGCCUGUAAUGAUAUCUUAUGGUUUCCUGGUGUACAAAGGUAUGCAUGCGGCAGCUGUGAUUUCGUCGUGCACUUUAGAUGCGCGAUUUUGCCAGCAUCAACCACCAGCCUUAGAUGGGACAAGCACCACCCGCUGCUUCUCACGCACGACGCCACUCUAAACCAUCCCGGUGAAUUCUACUGCAAUGAAUGCGAGGAAGAAAUGAAUCCCAAGCAUUGGAUGUAUCACUGCCGCAGUUGUGAUAUAUCCUUCCAUCCGAGCUGCUUUAAAACUACAUCCGGCGAGUAUAGAAACAUCAAGUUUGGGCAGGAAUAUAAUGUGAAUGCAGAAACCCAUCCACACCCUCUCACCUAUCAAAUUCUCACUACAAAACGCCGCUGCGACGUUUGUGGUAAGGAUAUGCAUGAAAAGACAGGUUUUUACUGUGCAUUCUGCAAUUUCUUCAUUUGUUUCGACGUAUUCUGCAACUUCUUCAUUUGUUUCGACGGCUGCGGUAAAGAUAUGAUCAAAGAUGGCAACAUUGAGGCUGUGGAUUGAAAAGAAAAAGGCUCAAUAUUUACAUACUGUAUUUGUUUGAGUGUACUAUUUUUAAUUUAAUGAAGAUUGUAGCUUGCUUUUUAAAAAUACAGUUGAUCAAAUUUUCACUUCUUCACAUGCUUAAAGAUUAAGGACAUCUUCUGUAGUUAUAUUAAUUAACCCGUUAUUGUGUG